Molecule: messenger RNA, 1634 nt
Organism: Cokeromyces recurvatus
Lineage: Eukaryota; Fungi; Mucoromycota; Mucoromycetes; Mucorales; Mucoraceae
Product: auxin efflux carrier
Exons: 4
Coding region: 82-1467 (461 amino acids)
Biological process (GO): transmembrane transport
Cellular component (GO): endoplasmic reticulum; membrane
Source: RefSeq, a predicted model, not a curated record
AUAUUUCCUUUGUUUUUAAUAUAAUACAGUCUAUUUGACCCUCGUCUUCAUUCCUAUAUAAACAUACUAUAGUAAACUAUCAUGUUGGAAUUGGCUAUAUCUGCUAUUCAGGCAAUUUUACAAGUAAUAAUCAUAGUCUUUACUGGAGCUUUCUUGUCAAACAAAGGUUAUAUAGACAAUGAUAAACAAAAGUGGCUUUCUAAACUAAACCUUGUCUUUUUUACUCCAUGUUUACUGUUCUCUAGUAUAGCAUCAGUCAUGUCAUUUAAUAAAUUAUUAGAUUUUUGGCCAAUACCCGUAUUUUAUAUCAUGUUCACUUCAAUUUCUUGGAUACUCUGCAGAGCGGCUUCCCCCAUUUUUGGCAUUGAUAACUAUCAUAAACCCUUUGUUAUAGCUUGUUCUAUCUUCAAUAAUGCAAAUUCUUUACCAGUUGCAAUUAUUUCAAGUCUAGCAGUUUCAGAGGCAGGAAAAACUUUAUUUUGGGGUUCAAAUGAUAGUCAAAAAAUGGCAUCUGCACGUGGCAUAUCAUAUACUCUGUUCUUUGGGCUUUUUUCUAAUCUCUUAAGAUGGUCUUACGGUUAUAAUUUAUUAAAAAAGAGUGAAGGAGAUGAUAAAACAGAAGAGGAUGAUAAAUCAAAUAUAAAUUCAAACUAUGGUUCUACUACAUAUUCAUCAGAAAAUAACAAUAGACAGGCCUCUUCAUCGUCAUCCUCUUCUGAGUCUUCUAGUACUUUAUCAUAUAAUAGUAAUAAAUACCAAGAUUUAGAAAACAAUACCAAUGACCGUAAUCGACCUAAAAAGGACCGAAAAUCUUAUCCUAAUAAUAAUAAGAAUGAUGAAGACAAUCGACUUUUAGGAAAAUGUACCGAUGAUGGCCAACAAAAAGGUACUAAAAAUUUAUCCAUCAUUUAUUGGAUCAAAUCGAUGGCUCAGAAAUACAUGUCACCUCCUCUUUAUGCCGCUUUAUUGGCGUUAUUUGUUGGACUCUGCCCACCUAUCAAAAAUCUUCUUUAUAGCGAAGAUCAAUUUUUAUACGCUUCCCUAACCAAAGGCAUUGAAUCGUGCGGUAAAGCAUCAGUUCCACUUGUCCUUAUCUGUCUUGGUGCUCAGUUGAAAACAAUUCGAGAAACGCAACCAAAGAGUCGUCCACAGCAUAGACGACCCGUUGCCUUAAGUAUCUUUAUUCGUAUGUUAUUAGCGCCCAUCUGUGUCCUUUCGAUUAUAUUUGUCUUUGCUAAAUGGGGCUCACGCUGGUCAAAGUUAGCAGAGGAUCCUAUGUUUAUUGUCUGUAUGAUCAUCGUAGGCUGUACACCCACUGCUAUUAACUUGGCUCAAAUUACUCAGGUGAAUAAUGUUUAUGAAGAGGAAAUGUUAAAUGUUCUCUUUUGGAGUUAUGCGGUUAUUUGUGUCCCUGUUUGUACAUUUAUUGUCUUUUUAGCACUUUACAUGGUAAAACAGAUGAAGUAAAUAAAUCAGGACAAAUAUAACCAUCAUCAAUUGUCACUAAGCGUAAUUAGCUUUGUAAUUUCUCUGUAUAUUCUGGUUGAGAUUUAUUCAUAGCUGGUAUUUAGUUAUUCUAUUUUCAAAUUUACAUUAUCCAUCCUAUUUCCUAAUAAACAACAGGCUUGCAUAUU